GGAAUGUUGGGUGCAAGGUUAGACACACAUUUUUACGAUAGUUUCUGACUCGGCACAAAUAAGAAUAUGCUGUCCGCAUCAGUACUGAGAAAUCCAAGGAUGCUCAAGCUCAGCAGAAAAUUGUUUCACAGUGAAACACAUAAACAUUACUGUGCAUAUAGUAAAAAAAUAUUGUGGAGAACUGAGAACGAACUUAUGAGAUUCUCACACAAAAGAUGCUCAAACACAAGCAAGUGGACCAGAACUUUGUGCAGCACUGCACAUCCAUGCAAUAACUUAGCAAUCAUUCCAGGAAAUACUGACCGCUACAAUGGACUUUGGGUUGACCUUAUACAACUUGAUGAAAUCAUUUCUACGGAAGAAAGGUUCGAACAAUUAUUAAAAUCAUCGCUAGAGUCUUGGCGAGCCCAGUGUAUCACAUCAGUGUGGAUCAAACUGUCGCUUUCUCAGGGCGGUUUGAUCGCCAUUGCCUCAAAGUUUGGCUUCAAGUUCCACCAUGCUGAAGGGGAUGUUGCCACUAUAACUAAGUGGAUGGAUGACUCCACUGAGAACAAGAUUCCACCUUUUGCCACCCAUCAAGUUGGAGUUUCAGGUCUUGUUGUGAAAGAGGAUACACAGGAAGUUCUUGUGGUUCAGGAUAAAAAUAGACCUUACACCUUGUGGAAAUUUCCUGGUGGCUUGUCACAACUUGGGGAGGACAUUGCUGUCACUGCAGAAAGAGAGGUGUAUGAGGAGACAGGUGUGAAAACAGAAUUCAAAUCAGUUCUGGCAUUUCGUCAGCAACAUACAAGUCCUGGGGCGUUUGGUAGAUCAGACUUGUACAUCAUAUGCAGGAUGAGGCCAUUAACCUUUGACCUGCAUCCCUGUCCACAUGAGAUCGCUGCCUGCAGGUGGAUGCCCGUGGAACAGCUGAGACAGGAGGUCCAGGCGACGUCACUGACACACAAGAUGGCGGAGCUGGUGAUGUUGGGACUCAGGGAAGGGUUCCAGCACGUAGAUAUUAGUUCUUGUCAGAUGGCUUCUAUAUACAAGGGGCUACACUUUCAUAUAUUUCACAGACCGUUAGUUUAGGCCAAGGCUAGC
Physella acuta is the source of this 1083-nucleotide messenger RNA. RefSeq names its product nucleoside diphosphate-linked moiety X motif 6. NCBI's taxonomy places the organism in Eukaryota, Metazoa, Mollusca, Gastropoda, Physidae. Gene Ontology annotation, molecular function: NAD binding; ADP-ribose diphosphatase activity; NADH pyrophosphatase activity. The record is from RefSeq and is a predicted model, not a curated record.